This is a messenger RNA of Soboliphyme baturini, 1161 nucleotides long. Lineage: Eukaryota; Metazoa; Nematoda; Enoplea; Dioctophymatida; Soboliphymatidae. The record is from the annotation of a GenBank genome assembly.
AUGCUUAGGUGUGGUAUUUUAGCUGACAUUGGCGAUCGGGCCGAUGUCUGUGUUGCAGAGGUGUUCGACACUGAGCUUAUUGGCGAGGGAGCGCUGCGAACUUUUUCAUUAGCGCACAAGCGUCUCCUCAAAGUGAAAAUCAGAGUGCCGGAUAUCUGCGCCAAGUGUCCGGGGUCGGUAGCCGUUCACGAUAUCCAUUUUGACCGUUUGCCCAUUCAUUAUUAUCACGUCCUUUCGGACGCAAUAAAAAUUUUUGAGUUUAAUUUUGAGGAUGCAAAAAGCCUCAUGUUUGAUGAAAGUCACGUUUGUAGUAUCGAAGUUAAAUGUGCUGGUUCAAGUCGAGCAGAUGCUGUGUUGCUGUGGUGGGAAUUGCAAAUGGAUGAUUCCGGCAAAAAUGUGAUUUCAACGCAGCCUCGAAGUGCUGGCAAUCCAUCACCUGAGAUCGACUGCGUGUUUGGCGACCCAUUUUUUUUCUCAUCAUUUCUUCCGUGGCACAACCUGCGAUUCUGGUACGUCGUUGAUUAUUUUAGGCAGAACGAUUCGCUGAGUACAGAUAUCAAAGUUUUUCCUGGUGGGGCGAUCGACGAAUGUGAUCCAAAAAUUGAACAACAUCCCAUUUGGGAAUAUGGUAGCAAAGCCUUGAGCUAUCCCACUAAACUAAUGGAAUGGGACAUGUCCAGUUCGAUACCACAGGACACGUACAGCACCGACAAUAUUCUUCUUCUUCAAACCAGCGGAACGUUCAAUGCCUUAAUUGUGUGGCUUGAUUGGGAAUUUAGCGACUCGCAACUCGUUUCCGGAUUACGUGAACCUUGUGCCCCCGGUCAGUCUCCUCAAUGGGACUUUUUCUCUCAAUUUGGUGUGCAUUUUUUGCGUGAGCCUUUCGUUCAAGUGGAAGAAGGAUUUAGAGUUUUUGUGCGUUUGCUGUUCGGCACGAUGCCUUUCAAAUCAAAGUCUAAAGAGCCAGUAGUCAAGCAGUCGAAGAACCAGCGCCUUACGCGGCGGAGAGCAGUGAAGAAAGAAACAUCGCUGGUUGAAGAAGCUCCAGAGAACAGUUCGGAAGCUGCGUCUGUCGAGGCGGAAGAGUUGCAGUUAAUGCAGUUACAGUUCAUUUCAACGUUCAUGCAAGACCUCAGAGUGUUUGUCCUGCACUGGCUUUGA